Molecule: messenger RNA, 3328 nt
Organism: Hydra vulgaris (swiftwater hydra)
Lineage: Eukaryota; Metazoa; Cnidaria; Hydrozoa; Anthoathecata; Hydridae
Product: sodium/potassium-transporting ATPase subunit alpha
Biological process (GO): sodium ion export across plasma membrane; intracellular potassium ion homeostasis; potassium ion import across plasma membrane
Cellular component (GO): plasma membrane
Molecular function (GO): P-type sodium:potassium-exchanging transporter activity; ATP binding; ATP hydrolysis activity
Source: RefSeq, marked provisional
AUUAAAUUUUCAUCUUUACCAAGAUAUGGCGGACCCAGGAGAUUUAGAAUCAAGAGGCAAAGCAGAUAGUUAUUCUGUUGCUGAAAAAAAAUCUGCUCCAAAAAAGAUAAGUAAAAAGAAUGCAAACAAGGCUAAAUUGGAAGAUCUUAAAAAAGAACUGGAGAUGACUGAACACAGCAUGAAACUUGAAAGUUUACUAUCAAUGUAUGAGACAAGUCUGGAAAAAGGAUUAUCUGAAAAUAUAGUGGCUCGUAAUUUACAACGUGAUGGACUUAAUGCCUUGACUCCUCCAAAGCAAACUCCAGAGUGGGUGAAAUUUUGCAAGCAAAUGUUUGGUGGUUUUUCAAUGCUUUUGUGGAUUGGAGCUAUACUUUGUUUUUUUGCAUUUGGUAUUCGUGCAGUUAGAGAUACAAAUCCUAACAUGGAUGAACUGUAUUUGGGUAUUGUACUUUCAGUUGUGGUUAUUAUUACUGGUUGUUUUUCUUAUUAUCAGGAAUCCAAGAGUUCAAAAAUAAUGGAGAGUUUCAAAAAAAUGAUCCCACAAGAAGCUCUUGUUUUGCGUGAUGGUAAAAAAAUUACUAUAAACGCAGAACAAUGUGUUGUUGGUGAUGUUGUUUUUGUAAAGUUUGGAGAUCGAAUUCCAGCUGAUAUUCGAAUUGUUGAAUGUAAAGGACUAAAGGUAGACAAUUCUUCACUUACUGGAGAAUCAGAACCCCAAAGUCGAGCUGUUGAUUUUACUCAUGAGAAUCCGAUUGAAACAAAGAAUCUUGCUUUUUUCUCAACUAAUGCUGUUGAAGGUACUGCUACUGGAAUAGUUGUUAGGAUAGGUGAUAAUACUGUUAUGGGUCGAAUUGCUAAUCUUGCAUCAGGAUUAGGAAGUGGUAAAACUCCUAUUGCAUUAGAAAUAGAACAUUUUAUUCACAUUGUAACGGGAGUUGCAGUUUUUCUUGGUGUAAGUUUUCUGAUCAUUUCCCUUGCAAUGGGUUAUCAUUGGUUAGAGGCAAUUAUUUUCCUUAUUGGUAUUAUUGUUGCCAAUGUGCCUGAAGGUUUACUUGCGACUGUUACUGUGUGCUUGACUCUGACUGCAAAAAAAAUGGCAAAAAAGAAUUGUCUUGUAAAACAUUUGGAAGCAGUUGAAACUCUAGGUAGCACUUCUGUUAUUUGUUCUGAUAAAACUGGUACAUUGACUCAAAAUCGUAUGACUGUUGCUCACAUGUGGUUUGAUAAAAUGAUUGUUGAAGCUGACACAACAGAAGAUCAAUCAGGAAUAGCCCAUGAUAAGGGUUCUUUAACAUGGAAAUCGCUUGCAAAAGUUGCAGCAUUGUGUAGUAGAGCUGAAUUUAAGCCUAAUCAAAAUGAUGUUGCAGUUCUCAGGAAAGAGUGUACAGGAGAUGCUUCAGAAACUGCCAUUUUAAAAUUUGUUGAAUUAUCAGUUGGUAAUGUUAUGGAUAUCAGAGCAAAAAACAAAAAAGUUACAGAGAUACCAUUUAAUUCAACCAAUAAAUAUCAAGUGUCAGUCCAUGAGCAAGAAAAUAGUAGUGGUUACCUACUUGUUAUGAAAGGUGCACCUGAAAAGGUGUUGGAAAGAUGUUCUACAAUUCUUAUAAAUGGUGAAGAACAUCCUCUUAAAGAUGAUGUUAUAGAGAUUUACAAUAAGGCUUAUGAUGAACUAGGUGGUCUUGGUGAAAGAGUUUUAGGAUUUUGUCAUUAUUACUUACCUGUUGAUCAAUAUCCCAAAGGAUUCUUGUUUAAGACUGAAGAAGAACAAAAUUUUCCGUUAGAAGGAUUGUGCUUUCUGGGUCUGUUAAGUAUGAUUGAUCCUCCUCGAGCUGCUGUCCCUGAUGCUGUCAGCAAAUGCAGAAGUGCAGGUAUAAAAGUCAUCAUGGUAACUGGUGAUCAUCCAAUUACUGCAAAAGCAAUUGCAAAAGGUGUUGGGAUUAUUUCAGAAGGUAAUGAGUGUGAAGAAGAUAUUGCUCUGCGGUUAAACAUACCUUUAGAGGAUUUAAGUGAAGAUCAAAAAAAAUCAGCCAAAGCAUGUGUCAUUCAUGGUGCAAAGUUGAAAGAUAUAAAGAAUGAGGAACUGGAUAAAAUUUUAUGUGAUCAUACUGAAAUAGUAUUUGCCCGAACAUCACCUCAACAAAAGUUGAUUAUUGUUGAAGGAUGUCAACGUCAAGGUGCAAUUGUUGCUGUCACUGGUGACGGUGUCAAUGAUUCACCUGCAUUAAAAAAAGCUGAUAUUGGUGUUGCAAUGGGUAUUGCUGGCUCUGAUGUAUCUAAACAAGCUGCUGAUAUGAUUCUGUUAGAUGAUAACUUUGCUUCAAUUGUUACUGGAGUGGAGGAGGGAAGGCUAAUAUUUGACAACUUGAAGAAAUCAAUUGUGUAUACCCUCACCAGCAACAUUCCUGAAAUUUCUCCUUUUCUAAUGUUUAUUUUGUUUGGCAUUCCUCUUCCACUUGGUACCAUCACCAUAUUGUGUAUUGAUCUUGGCACAGAUAUGGUUCCCGCAAUAUCCUUGGCAUAUGAAAAAGCUGAAUCUGAUAUUAUGAAGCGACAUCCUCGUAAUCCAAUAAGAGACAAACUUGUUAAUGAGCGACUCAUCAGUUUAGCCUACGGACAGAUAGGUAUGAUGCAGGCAACUGCAGGGUUUUUUACUUAUUUCAUCAUUUUGGCCGAAAAUGGAUUUUUGCCAUCAUAUUUGUUUGGACUAAGAAGUCAAUGGGACGAUAUGAAUAAUAACAAUCUAUUGGAUUCUUUUGGCAGUGAGUGGACAUACUUUCAACGGAAAGAGAUAGAGUUGACUUGUCAAACAGCUUUUUUUACUACCAUUGUGGUGGUGCAGUGGGCUGAUUUGAUCAUUAGUAAAACGCGAAGAUUGUCACUUUUUCAACAAGGAAUGACAAACUGGUUUUUAAACUUUGGACUUUUUUUCGAAACUGCACUUGCAGCUUUUCUCCAGUACACUCCUGGUGUAAAUACGGGUUUGCGUCUUCGUCCUAUGAAUUUUACCUGGUGGUUGCCCGGUCUUCCAUUCAGUUUGUUAAUUUUUGUUUAUGAUGAAAUUAGGAGAUACCUUUUACGGAAAAACCCAGGAGGAUGGGUCGAGAAGGAAACAUAUUAUUGAUAUUUUAAAGGCGAUUUUUACACGUGUUUUAGAUAUGCUUUCUAUUUUCUCUAGUUUUUUUAACUUAAGCUUUUUCAAAUAAGUAAAAUUUUAAAUUGUAGGCAUUUUAGAUUACUAUUAUAACUAAAAAAAUUUAUUUUAGUUAAUGCAAUUGUUCAUUGAUAAAAGUCUAUUUUUGUGGCAUAGAUUUAUUUCGCUUAAAUAAAU